ACGACAUGGCAUGUUGUAUGGCCAUUUCAUAUUUAAGAUUCUCCACGGUCGUGUGUCACACCACUGUUUGGGGUUGAUUCUGAGCGAGUAUACCAGGAUGAGGGAUUUGGGCGAUGAAGUGGCUAUUCGGUGCGGAUGUGCUAUAUCAAUGACUCAUGGAUUACCUUGUGCAUGCACCAUUCACCGCGUAAUUACGCAAGACAGGGCGUCGUUACAUGUCGAUCAGGUUCAUCCAUUCUGGCGGACACUCGUUAUCGGAGAGCAUGCUGUUCCGCAUACGGUUCACCGUGAACAGGAGGAGUUGGAGCAGUUUCAGUUGAUGUUUGACCAAGUGUCCUCCAGUCACCCUUCGAUCAUUCGUAGUGCUACACACAUACUUCAUGACAUGUUCAAUACAUCGUGUUUGGAUACCGAGGAACCGGAAGGGGUCGACAACCACGGCGGAACAAGAGUGCGUUUGAGUACAUUCGCGGUCGUGGCCGUGGCCGUGGCCGUGGUCGUACAUCCUCAUCAAGUGGCAGCCAAUCAUCGUCGUCGGUUAAUAUGCCCGGCACCGGGAGAAUGGACAUUGAACAUUUUCCAUAUAAGGACAGGAUCCCUAAUAUCAUGAUGCCAUUCUUGGACGGGUGGAAUGAUGUCAUUGCAGAUGGUAACUGCGGAUUUCGGGUUGUGGCGGAUGUGUUUCAAAUGGGUGAAGACAACUACGGUUUAGUGCGGCAGUUGAUGUACAGUGAAAUCGCAUCAAACCGAGAUGUGUAUGGCCAUGUGUACGGCGAGGACUUGGAUAGGUCUCUGCAGCGUAUCCGGUGGGGAGGGGGACCUUGCGGUCAAAAUCAUUGGUUCGAUGCGCCACUUGAUCUCUUUGCCGUUGCAAACAUCUACAAGUGUGCAGUCAUGCAUUUCGGCCUUGGUUUACAUAGUCGAGCCUAUUAUCCAUGUACAACGGUUCUGCCCUGGUGUUCGCGCGAGACCGUCACCAGACCGGUAAGGGACGUUGCUAUUGGAUUUCUUGGGCCGUCAUACAGACAUUUUAUCCGAUUAGACAUGUCACCCGAUUUUUCGGUCCCACAUAUCAUACCGAAGUGGUAUGAAAUUCGUAGAGCAAGCGUGGAGGGUUGGGAUGCUUUGUACCAUGCUCGCGUGCAACAGUGGAACAAUUUAAUUGCCAUGUAGUUUUUGUUGAUGUACACCUACCUUUUACUAUGAGGCCUUGUAUUGUCAAUACUAUGUCAUUUCUAUGUGUUCAUUUUUAAAAGAUAAUGUUUCAUUUUAAA
Chenopodium quinoa (quinoa) is the source of this 1274-nucleotide messenger RNA. RefSeq lists its product as uncharacterized. The transcript is spliced from 2 exons. NCBI's taxonomy places the organism in Eukaryota, Viridiplantae, Streptophyta, Magnoliopsida, Caryophyllales, Amaranthaceae. The record is from RefSeq and is a predicted model, not a curated record. Bases 544 to 1173 code for a protein of 209 amino acids.